AUGACGGUCGACGGCACGGUCGACGGCACGCUCGCCAACACGUUGCCAGUGUCUGCGUCUGGCCAUGGCCUCCAGAAGCCGCAGCGGGUGCUCGCGUGCGUGCUGUGCCAGCAGCGCAAGAUCAAAUGCAACCGUCGCUUCCCGUGCUCCAACUGCACCCGCGCCCGCAUCGAGUGCGUGCCCGCCACCUUAGCCCCCCGCCGCAAGAGACGCCCACCCCCAAGCGAGCGCGAGUUGCUCGAUCGCAUCCGCAGCUACGAGCACCUGCUCCGCCAGAACAAGGUCAAGUUCGAGCCAUUUGCCAACUCUCGUCCCACGCCUAUGAAGUCGGAGCCUCCUACUAACGCCAGCGCCUAUGGCCACGACGACUCCGACUACGACUUGUCCGAGACCACUCGCGCUGACUUCAGCGACACGUCCGACGACGAGGCCGACGAGUCCGUCAUCAGUAAGGCGUCGGUGCGGCGGGCCUUUGACCAGGCGUACCGCAGCCCCGAGAGCGACCACCUGCUGCUGGGGGGCCCGACGACGGCCGUCGACCUGUCGACGCUGCACCCCGAGCCGGUGCAGAUCUUCCGGCUGUGGCAGAUCUACCUCGACAACGUCGACCCGCUGCUCAAGGUCACGCACACGCCGACCCUGCAGGGCCGCAUCAUUGAGGCCGCCGGCAACGUGGCCGGUCUCAGCCCGCCGCUCGAGGCGCUCAUGUUCGCUAUCUACUGCAUCGCCGUCGUCAGCGUCGACCCCGACGACUGCCCGGCCGUGCUGGGCGCACCCGAUGACACGCUGCUCCGCGGCUACCGCUUCGGCUGCCGCCAGGCCCUGUCCAACUGCGGCUUCCUGCAGACGGCGGACCGCGAGUGCCUGACGGCGCUGUUUCUGUACCUGAUCUCGGUCGGACACAGCACGCACCCGCGGCCGCUGUCGUCGAUGCUCGGAGUGGCGAUGCGCAUCGCGCAGCGCAUGGGGCUGCACCACGAGGCGGCGCUAGCGCGGUGCACGGCGCUCGAGGCGGAGCAGCGGCGGCGGCUGUGGUGGGCGCUGGUGUUGUUUGACUCGCGCACCGGUGAGAUGGCCGACGCUGGCGAUGCCACGCCGCUGACGCCCACGUGGGACUGCCGCGUGCCGCUCAACGCCAACGACUCGGAGCUGCGGCCCGAGAUGGCACCACCACCACCAGCAGCCGCACCAGCAGCCGCAGCAGCAGCAGCAGCCGCAGCAACACCCAAGGACACCGCCACCGCCGAAAAGCCCACUGAGGCCAUCUUCGCCGUCAUGCGCGCCGAGCUGGGCAACCACCAGCGCUUCGCACCCUUCUACCUCGACUUCGUCGCGCCAGCCCUGAAACCGCUCGCGCACGCGCCCGGUAGCUACGCGGCCUCCACCGCCGCCUUCGCGCAGCACAUCGAGGCCAAGUACUUGCAGUCCUGCGACGCCGCACUCCCACUACACUACACGACCAUGUGGAUGGCGCGGGGCCAGCUGGCGAAGCUGCGCAUGGUCGAGCACUACGCCGUCGGGGCCAACUCUGGAUCGUCACAGCUGUCCGACGCGCAGCGCGACGCCGCCAUGGAGUACCCGUUCGCGAUGCUGCACGCGCACACGCAACUCCUCGUCGCGCCGCGGCUGACGGCGCGCUUCGCGUGGCUGGUGCGGUACUUCUUCCCGUUUCCCGCGUACGUGCACAUCGUGCACGACCUGCGGCGGCGGCCGCUGGGCGCGCUGGCCGACCGCGCGUGGCGCGCCAUGACGGCGCACUUUGCGGCCGCCGUCGCUGACGCAUGCGUGCUCGCGCCGCGGCGCCUGACGGAGCACGGGCCCAUCAUAGGCAUCUUUGGGCGCACCGUGCUGCAGGCGUGGGCGGGCCGCGAGGAGGCGGCUGCGCGCGCUGGGCUGCCGCCGACGAGGGAUGAGGAUGUGCCGGGCAUUGUGCGCGAGGUGAGGCGCCAGAUGGUAUUGUAUGAGGAGCGCAAGGCUAAGAGGGCCGCGGCGGAGGCGGGGCAGGGGCAGGGGCAGGGACAGGGACACAGUGUUGGAGGGGAGGACGGGGACCGGUUGAUGGGCGGGCUCGGCAGGGAGCCGGUGCUGCACGGUGCUGGUGCUGGUGCUGGUGCUGGUGGUGUGCUGGACGACAUGGGCGGCUUCCACGGCAUGGGCAUGUCGGUGGGGCUGGGGAGUGCCGGCGGCGCUGCGACCGGCCACGGCAUGCUGUACGGCGGCGGCUUGAUGGGCGUGCAGGCCGGAUAUCCGUCCCCGGCUUCAGACCUGUUCGGCGCCAUGUCUGGCCAGGGGCCACUGGACGUCGACCCUAGCCAGCUCGACUGGGGCGCAAUGCGGUGGGGAUAACGGGGGUAUAGACUGGGGAGGGGAGAAAAGGGGCAAGUGGAUGGAAAGAAGUGCGAUGUGAUUAUUUACAGACAAUGUUUCUGGGCUGGGAGAGUCAGAUAUACGUCGAAUAC
Messenger RNA from Lasiosphaeria miniovina, 2459 nucleotides. RefSeq lists its product as uncharacterized. Bases 1 to 2346 code for a protein of 781 amino acids. Lineage: Eukaryota; Fungi; Ascomycota; Sordariomycetes; Sordariales; Lasiosphaeriaceae. The transcript is spliced from 3 exons. Gene Ontology annotation, biological process: DNA-templated transcription; regulation of DNA-templated transcription. The record is from RefSeq and is a predicted model, not a curated record. Gene Ontology annotation, molecular function: DNA-binding transcription factor activity, RNA polymerase II-specific; DNA binding; zinc ion binding.